This is a messenger RNA of Gaeumannomyces tritici R3-111a-1, 1672 nucleotides long. RefSeq lists its product as hypothetical. The record is from RefSeq and is a predicted model, not a curated record. The transcript has 2 exons. NCBI's taxonomy places the organism in Eukaryota, Fungi, Ascomycota, Sordariomycetes, Magnaporthales, Magnaporthaceae. Bases 497 to 1504 code for a protein of 335 amino acids.
CCCUGACACCAAAUUUCCCUUGCCAACAUUUCUCUUCUUGGGGCGUUGGGCAAGUAUGUGUCCAUUUGCGCCUGCGAUCUCGGUCAAAUGCAGGGAGCGAUGCGAUUUCAAUUGACUCGAGGUGGGGCUGGAGGGCUCAAGGUUACACAUCGCAUCACUCCUGCAUGAAAUCAUUGACAUGUGGGUUAUCAAACCUUCACCAGCAGGAAGAGGAUGAACCUGCAUUUUGCAGGAUGAGAGGAAUGGGCUGUCUGUGGCUUGACUAAUGAAAUCACUGGGCUUCAACGGCUUUAUUGGUUGCUCUGUCGCUCUCAAAUCACUCUCUUGAGCAGAGGUCGCAUCCAGUGGAUUUGACGUCAUUUUGGCUUCACGGGUGACGACGAUUGCAACCCGUCUAACAAUCCCUCACAAGCCUCAUCACAUACUUCAAAUGAGCCCAACCUAACCAAAAACUGCAAGAGACCGAUCUAUAGUCAAACUGGGUUCCUGAACAAUCAUGGCGCCCAACGGUGUCGAUCCAGCCAUUCUCGAGGCCCUGAAGCUCGACCCUGGCACGGCCAAGAUGACAACGCACGGCGGCUCCGGCUUCGCAUCGACGUUCAAGCUCGCCGGGACAGCGACCGGCGGGGAUGGGAAGCAGGAGCAAAGGGCCUUUUUUAUAAAGACGGGCAGCGGCGCCGACGCGCAGGUCAUGUUCCGCGGCGAGCACGCCUCGCUCAACGCCAUUCACGACGCCGUCCCGGGCUUCUGUCCGCGGUCGCACGCGUACGGCGCCAUGGCCGGGUCGCCGGGCAAAUUCUUUCUCGCGACCGACUUCCUGGACCUCAGCGGCAGCGGCGGCGGGGCGGAUGGCACGUCGCUGGCGGCCAAGCUGGCCGAGCUGCACACGACACCCGCGCCGCAGGCGGCCGCGGAAGACGGGACGCCGCAGCAGGCCAUGUUCGGUUUCACCGUGCCGACGUGCUGCGGCUCGACGGCACAGGAGAACGGCUGGCGCGGGUCGUGGGCCGACUUUUACGCCGACAACCGCCUGCGCGCCAUCGCAAGGGCCGGGACGCGCGCCAACGGGGCCGACGCGGAGCUCGAGCGGGCCGUCGAGGCCACCGCGGCGAGGGUCGUGCCGCGCCUGCUGGGCGACGGGCACCUGCGCGGCGUCGUCCCUGUCGUGUGCCACGGGGACCUCUGGAGCGGGAACCACGGCGUCGGCAGGAUCGUGGGCGGGCCCGGGCAUGGGCGGCCAGAGGAGGUGGUGUUUGACCCGUCUUCGGUCUACGGGCAUUCCGAGUACGACCUGGGCAUCAUGAGGAUGUUUGGCGGGUUUGGAGCGGCGUUCUGGAAAGAUUACGGGGAGCUCGUCCCAAAGUCGGAACCCGUGGAGGAGUUCGAGGACAGGGUCGCUCUUUACGAACUGUACCAUCAUCUAAACCACUUUGCUAUCUUCGGCGGAGGCUAUAGGGGAGGCGCCAUGUCCAUCAUGAAGAGGCUGUUAUCAAAGUAUAGCUGAGGAUUGUGAAUGGUCGUUGGACAGCCAAUGGACAGUGGAAGGACAGAGCUGAAGGGACAAUAGCACGAAAUCUCAGCUUCCGUGAACAGUCACCAUGUCUGCUACACGUAUUUUCUUUGUCAAUGAGAGCCAAUGGUUCGGCCAUGCACUCUGCGCAUUCUUUGCCCC